This is a messenger RNA of Macrosiphum euphorbiae (potato aphid), 312 nucleotides long. NCBI's taxonomy places the organism in Eukaryota, Metazoa, Arthropoda, Insecta, Hemiptera, Aphididae. The record is from the annotation of a GenBank genome assembly.
AUGACGGGCGCCGUUGGAGUUUCCACUGACCAUGGUCGUGCCGAUGUCCGCCGCCCGGAGCCCAUCGUUGGCACGCACCCGCAACAGGUGGUCGAUCACCGCGUCCUGGCCCGACUUGCACGUGCCGACCGGAUGCAGCAAAUGACGCUGAACGUGAAGUGCAAUCGGAGCACUCGGUCCCAAUCGUACUCGUCGCCGAUAAGCUCUGCCUUGUCACACCUCGGCAAGGGCAUUAGCCACGGCCUUGCGCAUUGCACUAUUGAGGGGUUGGACACAUUAAACGUACACGGAGUUCCAGUGUGCGAAAUAUAG